AUGCCUCCGCUCCGCCGCCCCGCCUCCGGCUACCACGGCGUUCGGGCGCGGCCGAGCGGCCGGUUCGACGCGGAAAUCCGCUCCGGCGACGAGCGGAUCCGCCUCGGCACGUUUGACACGGCGCACGAGGCGGCGCGGGCGUACGACGCCAUCGCCUGGCGGCUCGGCCGCUCCCGCCGGACCAUGAAUUUUCAUGAUGUCUGGACGCGGGAGCAGGCGGAGAUGCUCGCGCCGUCGCCGCCGGCCAUCACACGCGAGCAGCAGCGCCGCCAACGGGAGCUGGAGCAGCGCCUCCUCAUCGCCGAGCGCGACAAGGCCCUCCGCCUCGAGUGGGCGCGCCGAUUCCCGGAAGACGUCACCGCCACGGAAGCCUUCUACGCGCAGAAGGAGGAGGAGAAGGCGGCGGCGAAGUCGAAGAAGAAAGCCAGCCGCGACAAGCGCCACGCCGAGUCCACGUUUGCGCCGUGCCGCGCGCUGCAAAAUAGAGCCUCCGGCGGAGGUGCUUUUUUCCGCACCAGCGUGCGCUGCAAAAUGGAGCAUCCGGCGGGGGAAAAUUCGGUAUCACGCGCGCCAGCGGUUUACAGCGCGGCGAAACGGAGGUUUAGCGCGCCGGCUUUUUGUGCGCCCAUUGGAGAUGCUCUCAUGCCCAUGAAUGAUGAGGCUAUAAUGCUGGUUUAA
Molecule: messenger RNA, 678 nt
Organism: Lolium perenne
Lineage: Eukaryota; Viridiplantae; Streptophyta; Magnoliopsida; Poales; Poaceae
Source: RefSeq, a predicted model, not a curated record